AUGAUGGGUAUACUCAUGGAGACCGCCAACGGGAAUUUGGUCACCGCCAGCUACCGAGCGAGGGGAGCAGAGUCCGAGCUGUACGUCGCCAUGGGGGCUCCGGGGGAGGCGUAUUACACGGACACUUUGCACACGAUCGCCAUAAACACCAGGGAGACAGAGUUCGGCAGCCUAGUAGAGCCCGUGCCGAUCACGCUGAAGACUUUCGCGCCGUUCCACGGCCACGGCUUCGGUUUGCCGCAGUCGGUGAUAUCCCCGGUGCCUCCUGUCGCCCGGCCCGAGUACGACAGGCCUGUCGCCGUCCACAGGUCUGAGAAUGUCGGUGACAGGCCCGUCGCGACCAGCAGCAACCCUAGCCCGGCUAAGGAAGAGCCGAAAGACCAAAAAGUCGCCAGGCCUCCCAAAAAGAAGUGGAUCAAGGAGUAUCUAGAGGAGGAGCCGAAGUCGCCUGUGUCGGUGCGGGUGGUGAAUGGGGUGUCGGUGGCGCCGCGCAGCAACGGCGUGGUGCGCCCGACGACGCCGGUGUCGGUGGCCCCCCCCGCGCCCCACGCGCCUCCCGCGCCCCCCGCGCCGCCGGCCUUCGCGCUCGAGCCGCAAACCGUGGUUGCGCCCGACGACGCCGGUGUCGGUUCCGCGCCCCACGCGCCUCCCGCGCCCCCCGCGCCGCCGGCCUUCGCGCUCGAGCCGGUGACCGCGCCCGCCGUCCCGCCCCCCGCGUCCCUCCUCGACUUCGCACAAGAACAUUCCAGGCCGCGCACCACUAGCAACAGCCACGGACCCCCUCAGAUCCCCUCCCCACCAUCGGUCAGCAGCAGCGGUAGCGGCAGCAGUGGUAGCGCGCCACGCGCUGGCACACGGGAGGUGCACAACAAACUCGAGAAGAACCGACGGGCCCAUCUGAAGGAGUGCUUCGAGCUCCUCAAGAGGCAGCUGCCUGCCACACCCGACGACAAGAAGACCUCCAAUCUCUCCAUCCUCGGCUCUGCCAUCCGAUACAUUCAGGUACUUCGUCGGAAAGAGCGCGAGUGCGAACACGAGAUGGAAAGACUGGCCCGAGAAAAGAUCGCCGCGCAACAACGGCUCGCCGCUCUGAGAAGAGAAGUUUCUGUACGGGCAUCCGUGCGGCCCCGUAUUAUCGAUGGCGUAGAAGAGAAGGAUGUUGGUGUAAACGGUCAAGUUUUAGGCAUACCAAUUAGUAUUACUUCAUCUCCACCACGGUCUUUAUCUCAAAUGGAGUCGUCACCCCCCCGUACCCUAAACUUGAGUACGAAGUUGCGCACGCUGCCGAUACAAAUCACUCCAACCACUUCGCAGGUCCUUCGAACUUCAUAUGGCGCUAGGCAUAAUACCUUAACCCUAACAACACUCGCGCCAGCUGAAUCUAAUACACAGAACGGGCAAGCGGUGGAAAACGGUGUCACAAAUACACUCAGCACUACAACCUUAGUACAUCCCGCUCAAAUUCAUCUGCCUAUUUCUCAGGUGGUUGGUAGUGGAGGCUUGGUGGUCGGACCCGCAGCCUUACAACUGCUCUCGGCCGGUGGGGGGCUGCGAGUUUUGCAAGCGCCUUCAGUUCAUACGAACGGUGUAGUAACGACCGAGAACAACAGGAUACCAAAAGAAAAUGGUGUAGUGUCCCCACCGCCAGCUUCUACAGAUGGUGGGGGCGUGGUCGUAAGCGGGCUCUCACCGCUGGUAAUGUCGCAGCCUGGCACGCAUCUCCUGCAAACUCACACGCUCACACACAAGAUGGUAGAAACCCAGAUGGUCAAGGGAAGUGUGGCGCCACUGACGGUGAGCGCUCAGUACUUGAGCGCUACUACUAUCGUGAAGCCGGUAGUAGUGAUGUCCAGCUCCCACUCGCCUCCCGCCCCAUCCACG
Iphiclides podalirius (scarce swallowtail) is the source of this 1881-nucleotide messenger RNA. The record is from the annotation of a GenBank genome assembly. Lineage: Eukaryota; Metazoa; Arthropoda; Insecta; Lepidoptera; Papilionidae.